Molecule: messenger RNA, 2473 nt
Organism: Prosopis cineraria
Lineage: Eukaryota; Viridiplantae; Streptophyta; Magnoliopsida; Fabales; Fabaceae
Product: auxilin-related protein 2
Exons: 10
Coding region: 369-2093 (574 amino acids)
Biological process (GO): clathrin coat disassembly; clathrin-dependent endocytosis
Cellular component (GO): vesicle; cytoplasm; intracellular membrane-bounded organelle
Molecular function (GO): clathrin binding
Source: RefSeq, a predicted model, not a curated record
ACUUUAUUCUUUAGUUGUUGAAGAAGCAUCAAUUGCUGGCAUGGGAAUUUAGGCUUUACACUUUGCAGAAAAACGGGAGGGCAGAGCGGGCGAAAUAUAGAAGCUCCGCUGAUCGGAUUUCCUCCUCUCCCCCUCCAAUAAUCCCGGAAAAUUUGCCUGCUCUCUCCUUUUUUAUCACGGGCUUCCCGCCAAUUCGGCUUCGCCAUCUGAGGAAGCUGGGAGAAAAAAACCUAGUCACUUUACCAUCUGAACGUUCUAGCUGGAGAAAUUCAGCUGUUCUUUGGCCAAGCAAACGUCUUUUUCCUUUGAUAUUCUUCCUAGUGUUUGUUUAAUCGAUUCCCAGCUGUUGAAUGUGGUUUUCCUCAUAGAUGGAUCAGUUUGGUGUGUUAACUGCAAGUUAUGGGUUGAAGCCACAAGGAAAAUCGGCUCCUAUGGCAUCAGCGAAACAAACCACAAAUUGCGGUGGCUCGCAAACAGGAAAUUUCGGCAUCAAUCCAAGUCUACACUCCAAAUCUGCCCAAUAUGGAUCAAGAUCUCCUCAACAUCCCUCUUUUGAUUAUGGUUCUUUUCUCGACGAUCAUAAUUUAGCUUUUGGAUCUAUUGGCAAUAAGAAAACCCAGAAUUGGGGGAGUCUCGGUGAUGAGAUUGCUGUUCCAAACAAACCCGCCUCUCAAUCGAAUGCUGGUGAUGGCGAUUCAUCUGAUUAUGAUCCAAUUUUCAUGGGGUCGAAUAAUCCGGUGUCAACGCCUUCAGCAUCGAAUAGUUAUGUUGAUGAGAUAUUUGGUGGAAUACCUGAACUUAAGAGCUCGAUUCCUGCCAAAAUUGACCCCGGCCUUCCGGCAUUUCCUUCGCCAACCAAGCAGAAUGUUCCUAUCGUCGAUUUACUAGAUAAAAUUUGUUCGCUGCAAUCAAAAUCCAAAAUUUCUAACAAGAAAGGGUCGCUCGCCAAGCCGGUACCUGCGUUUGAUGACUUGAUACCUGGAUUUGGUGGGAGCAGUAUUACAAACAAUAGUAAAGCACCUACCGAGGUGAGUAGGCCUAGGAAGCAGACGAUAACUUCACAUGAUGACCCGUUUUUGGUAUUUGAAACAACCUCAACAAGUGAGUCUUCAAGAUCAUUCGCAGACCCACUAGAACAGAUGGGGAAGUUAAAUAAUUACGGAGGCACAAGAGGCAGCUCCAAUACCCCAUCAUUGAGACCUCCACCAAAACCUACUAAUGGUUUAAAUAUAAAUAAAGUUAACGGCUCAGUUGUAUCAUCAUCAAUAGAUGAACUUGAGAAAUUUGCCAUGGGCCAGGUGCAGAAUAGUUCUAGAGCCCAUAUUCAUGCUCGUGAAAUUAAACAAAAGUCAGUGGCUAAGACAAACAAAAGUAAAGCAGCUCCUGAUUCUGCAAAAGUGGAUCAAAUGAAAACCGUGGAUGAUCUUGAAUCAUUUUUCAGCACGGGUUCUCGAUCAAGCAGUGCACCAAAGUCAAGGGCCACGACAUUGGAUCAAACAUUUGAUGCCCGGAUGCAAAACAAAAGGAGACCUGAAGUGCCUCAAAGAGUGCCAUCGGGAUCCACAGCCAGUAUGAAGAAAUCUUCGUUGUCAACAUCGUUUGAUGAUCUUGCACUGAUGUUUGAUUCCUCCUUAUCAUCCAAAUUUGACGAAGUUGAUGGGGACAACGAGGAAAGACGAAAAGCAAGACUGGGACGUCAUCAAAGGACACAAGAGCGAGCGGCAAAGGCAGUGGCUGAUAUGAAGCAGCGGAACCUACAAACCACAAUGGAGCAAGAAGAGAGGCGUAGAAUCGCUGGAACUCUGGAUGCUGAAAUAAAGCAAUGGACUGCGGGGAAAGAAGGCAAUAUGCGGGCUUUGCUGUCAACAUUGCAAUAUGUGCUCUGGCCUGAAUGUGGUUGGCAGCCGGUGUCUCUGACAGAUGUUAUUACUUCUGCUUCUGUCAAAAAAGUUUAUAGAAAAGCAACACUAUGCGUUCACCCAGAUAAAGUUCAACAAAAAGGUGCUAGUCUUGAACAGAAAUAUAUUGCAGAGAAGGUUUUUGACAUCCUUAAGGAAGCUUGGAACAAGUUCAAUGCAGAAGAGCUUUCUUAGAUCUCCUGGCUGAAUUGUUCUUGGGAAUUAAUAUACCUAUCCAGGACAAGCCCCUUUUCUUUCUUGGCACUAACUCACCUGCCAGCUGAUAGAUUAUUAUACUGUUGGGAUAAAUAUUUCUUGGCAUCGGUUGGCUGAGAAAAUCGUCACGCAGAGUAAUGUUGAUUGAGGAUUCUUUGUAAAUUUAAACCAGUCCCCUACGUCAUGUAAACAAGAGCUUAUCAGACGUAAAGAAAUACAUGAUACAUACAUACAUACAUACACAUAUAUAGUGGGAAAGGGGAGAAUUCAUUCGAUUGCAAGUUGUAGCUAUUGUCAUGAUAUUUCUCUUGAUAUGAUGAAACAAUAGAAAUUCUUCAAUUGAUUUUUGCUUUGAAGUA